AAAGAGUACUAUUUACUGCUUAAUCUUGGUUCAUUUGCUGGAACUGACACAGAUUAGCUUCUUCUGUCUGACUUGUCUCAGUAAUUCUGGAAAUUGUGUCUUACCACGAGGAGUCGGACUGACAGCCGAGAGCCGAUUCCGCUACACAGUUGUGCUGUCUGGGCUCUUCAGUUCACCUGUCAUGUUCAGACCUGCUUCGGUCACAGGUGUAUCUGCACCUGCUGCGGGAGUUACGAGCGCUGCGCUUGAUUUGUCAGACUUGCGUGUUAUUUGGUUUGUUCGUUUGUAUUUUUUGUGUGCACAUUUUCCUCGUUUGGAGUGAAAUCACAUUUGAGCCUAAAGGCUCAAUAAGUAAAGGCUUCUUGUAGGUACAGCUGGAAACAACAUCUGUGUUUUGGAAAGUAAGCGGGCAGUGCUCGUGCUACAGAAUGAUCCGGCUUACAACCAGCGGCGGCCUUACACAAGUGAGGAUGAGGCCUGGAAGUCGUUCCUGGAGAACCCCCUCACAGCCGCCACCAAGGCAAUGAUGAGCAUCAAUGGAGAUGAAGACAGUGCUGCAGCUCUGGGUUUUCUAUACGAAUACUACAAGGUGCCGCGGGAAAAGAGAACAAUAUCCCAGCCAAAGGCUGACGUCCUGGGCUCUGAUGUGGAUCCCAACAAAAGAAACUUGAUGACCACUCUCCAAGAGCCAUCGCCAGAGAACCGAAUCCAGGUUCUGAAAGGAGUAAAUAUCGUUCUUCCAGGGAACCAGCACACCCAGGACAAGAGAGGCCUUUUCCCCUCACCCGAUACUACGGUGACAGUAUCCAUUGCGCCUGGGCCAAACUACCCAGUGAAGACUGAGGGUCCAUCACAUGGAUUCUCCGUCACAGUCCCCAAUCGACACUGCUCAGAACCAGACAAUCACACGGUGGUAUUCGACCCUCAGCUCCCCCACAACCAGUUCAGUCCAAACACUCAGCCACGCACCCCAGACUCGACCUUCCCAGAGAACCCAGAUGUGUUUGCGUUCCCAAGGGAUCUCCAUUUAGGCAUGGGUCCCAUCCCGCAAGAGGACUACGCCACUUUUGACACAGUGUCAGGUAAUAAUUUUGAAUACACAUUAGAUGCCUCCAAGUCUCUCAGACAGAAAUCUGGUGAUGGCACAAUGACAUACCUCAACAAGGGACAGUUCUAUCCCAUCACCCUCAGGGAAACCGACAAUGGCAAACUGCUGCAUGGCCCCAUCUGUAAAGUCAGGAGUGUUGUGAUGGUAGUGUUCGGAGAAGAGAAAUCCAGAGAUGACCAACUCAAGCACUGGAAAUACUGGCACUCAAGACAGCACACGGCCAAGCAGAGAUGCAUUGAUAUUGCGGACUACAAAGAAAGUUUCAACACCAUCAGCAAUAUUGAGGAGAUUUCAUAUAAUGCCAUUUCAUUCACAUGGGACAUCAGCGAGGAAGCAAAGAUCUUCAUCUCAGUGAACUGUCUGAGCACAGACUUCUCCUCUCAGAAGGGAGUGAAGGGCCUACCGCUCAACCUACAGAUCGACACCUACAGCUACAACAACCGCAGCAAUAAGCCUAUCCACCGCGCUUACUGCCAGAUUAAGGUCUUCUGCGACAAGGGUGCAGAGCGCAAGAUCCGUGAUGAGGAGAGGAAACAGUCCCGUAGGAAGGGCAAAUGCCCUGAAGUCAACACUCCUUUGGGAAAUUUUGGGCCAGAUGUCAAGGUUCCCCUUCUGCACAAGCGCAGCGACAUCACCAUCUUCAAGACAAUGAUGGACUUCGAGACGCAGCCUGUUCUUUUCAUCCCCGACAUCCAUUUCUCCACCUUCCAGCGUCAUCCUUUCUCUCCGGAGGACUCAGAGGAGGGCUCAGCUAUGAAGAGAUUACCUUACUCCGAGGAGGAGUUUGGAUCACCUCCCAAUAAGCUGGCAAGGAUGGAUGAGCCCAAAAGAGUUUUGCUGUAUGUGCGCAAGGAGGCAGAGGAAGUGUUUGAUGCUCUCAUGCUGAAAACUCCCUCUCUAAAAGGCCUGGUGGAAGCGAUUUCAGAGAAAUAUGAUGUUCCUCUUGAGAAGAUGGGAAAGGUCUGCAAGAAAUGCAAGAAAGGGAUCUUGGUAAACAUGGACGACAACAUCGUCAAGCACUACUCCAACGAGGACACCUUCCAGAUCCAGAUUGAGGAAAUGGGAGGAAUGUUUAAGCUCACGCUGACAGAGAUUUGAAGAUCCUACAGACUGGUUUACACCAGGCUUCCUGAUCUAUUAGGACACAACAGAUCCCUCAGCAACUCACUGUCAUCUUUUAGCAUAGUCUAAUGAACAGUUGUGGGGUGACCUAAUACAGUAUAUGAGCCUUAAGUACUUUGUGAAUUGAGAGUGAAAUAAUAGAAUCGCUCUGAUUAAUAGCCCUGAGCAGUAUUUAGUGAGUACAGUAUAUUAUCUCUUGCUCAGCAACUCUAUGAGAUGCAGUGUCAUAAGCACUGUGUGUACAGUAUGUGUGUAACUUUUAUUCCCUAGAAAAAAGUCAACAUCAAUCUAAAUUCAACUUUAGACUUCCCCAAAGUCUGUCAUUCCUUAUAUGAACAAAUAAGGUCCAUACAACAGAGCAUCUGAUAAAUCCUUCAGAAGGCAUUUUCAAAAUGUGAUCCUUAGAGAAUCGGUAUAAACUUUCUUUGUUUUAACUAAAUAACACUAGAGAUUUAUAAGCACAUUAUUUUGUAUUGCUAUGAACUGUGAUUUUGUUGAAUUUGCAAUCAGUGCUAAUGUAAUUCAUGAUUGCCAAAGUUACAAUAUCAGGAAGUGCAUGCAAGUAUCUUUGAAGACAAUCAAAUAAAUAGUUACAUUUUGUUUAUUUGGUUACACAGUAACCAUUAUAUGACGCCCCAUAAACGAAUGUUAUUUUGAUUCUGCUGACCUCAGUGCACAUGCUAAAACUAUAAUUCAUAUUUCACUUCUGAUUAUGCAUUCCCCUUUCUAAAAAAAUGUUGUUUCUGAUUAAAUGUACAGCUUUUGAUUCAUUUUUCUAAAUGUAACUGAUACACUCUUUGUAUCAUUUCUUUUGUAUAUAUUUAUUAACACUGGGAUGGGACUGUUAACAAAGUUUUCUAUACGAUUUUAAAUUUUUACAUGGAAUCAUUCAAAAUGAUCUAUUUAUGCAAAUGGGAAUAUUUGUAGUUUGUUGUUAAUGUCUGAUUUGGAUUUAAUGUGCAUAUUUAAGUGUUCUUAUACACACAGAUAUUGUUUUCCUUUACUUCUUAACUAUUAGUCAGACAUGUUUCCUUUUUGUAUCAGAUACACAUCUGAAGCUCCAAUAAAAGCCACUUGGGCCCUUGUAUUUUA
Messenger RNA from Sinocyclocheilus grahami, 3322 nucleotides. Its product is annotated as grainyhead-like protein 1 homolog. Gene Ontology annotation, biological process: regulation of transcription by RNA polymerase II. The transcript has 15 exons. Bases 524 to 2206 code for a protein of 560 amino acids. Lineage: Eukaryota; Metazoa; Chordata; Actinopteri; Cypriniformes; Cyprinidae. The record is from RefSeq and is a predicted model, not a curated record. Gene Ontology annotation, cellular component: nucleus. Gene Ontology annotation, molecular function: DNA-binding transcription activator activity, RNA polymerase II-specific; RNA polymerase II cis-regulatory region sequence-specific DNA binding.